ACAGCGAGACAGAGAGAGAAAGAGAGAGAGUGAGAGGUGGGGGAGAACAGUAGAGAUCACAGGAGCAGUAAUUCUUCUUUCUGGAAGGAAGGAAAGAUGACCCUGCUGUGACCAAGACUCCUCUACCAGUGUCUAAUGAACAGGACUGGAGAAGAAGGACUAGUUGCCCUCUGAGGAAGACUGACUGGAGAGAGAGUGAGAGGGAGAGAGAGAGAGAACUGUGCUGCCUUUCCUUCUGAGGAAGACUGGAGAGAGAGCGAGAGGGAGAGAGAGAGAGGAGAAAAAUAGAGAGAGGGAAAGAGGACUCUGACUCCGCAGGUUGCUAAUCCCUGAAGCUGAGAAGAAGAAGGAGAGAGCAGAGAGAGAGAGCAGAGAGAGAGAGAGAGAGAGAGCGAGGCAAAGCCACGCGCACUGUGAAAGCAGGAAUUUGUGUGUGUGUUAGUGUAUUAGCCUAAAUCUCUCUGCAUCCCUCCAGCCCUCAGCUCUGCCUGCCUGCAUGGCAUAGCCUCUGCCUCUGCGAGAGAGAGCAAAAUAAAUAUUGAAAGAGAGAGGGGUCCAUCCGAAAGAUUCCACAGCAAUUCCCCGUCCGUCCAUCAGCAUGUCGUCCAACGAGCUGAGUGCUCCAGACGCUGACUCCGGAUGCAUCCGCACCUUUAAAGAACACAUGCACCUGGAGCUGGAGCCGCCCAAGCUGAACACUGGCCAGGGGGGGAAGAGGGGGGCCACGUCGCCCAAACUGUCCCCCCGCAGUUCCCCGCGCUUCUUUCGCAAGCUCAUGGUCAACAAGGGGGGGAUCCGCCACCGUCGGCGCUUCACCGUCGCUCACACCUGCUUUGACGUGGAGAAUGGCCCGUCAGCCAGCUGCAGUCCGUUGGACCCUUCAGCGUCUCCCGGGUCAGGCCUGGUCCUACACACCAACUUCCCUGGACACAACCAGCGCAGAGAGUCCUUCCUCUACCGCUCGGACAGUGACUACGAACUCUCGCCCAAGUCCAUGUCCCGAAACUCCUCCAUCGCAUCCGAACUACAUGGUGAUGACCUGAUAGUAACGCCUUUUGCUCAGGUCCUCGCAAGCCUUCGAAGUGUAAGAAACAACUUCACUGUCCUGACCAAUGUCCAAUGUGCUUCAAACAAGAGGUCCCCUGCGGCCACUCAGCCUCCCAUCACCAGAGUCUGUCUGCCAGACGAGUCGUACCAGAAGCUGGCCAUGGAGACCAUGGAGGAGCUGGACUGGUGUCUGGACCAGCUGGAGACCAUCCAGACCUACCGUUCCGUCAGCGACAUGGCCUCCAACAAGUUCAAGAGAAUGUUGAACCGGGAGCUGACGCACCUCUCAGAGAUGAGUCGCUCCGGCAACCAGGUGUCCGAGUUCAUCUCCAACACCUUCAUGGACAAACAGAACGACAUGGACAUGCCGUCUGUGACGCCCAAGGAGAAGGCUGGUCGGGAGAGGAAGAAGCAGCAGCAGCUGAUGACUCUGAUCAGCGGGGUGAAGAAGGUCUCUCAUGGACCCUCCCUCUCCAACUCCUCCAUCUCACGCUUCGGGGUCAAGACGGACAAGGAGGACAUGCUCUCCAAGGAACUGGAGGAUCUGAAUAAGUGGGGUCUGAACAUCUUUACUGUGUCAGAGUACUCCGAACAUAGACCUCUCACCUGUAUCAUGUACGCCAUCUUCCAGGAGAGAGACCUGCUGAAAACGUUUAAGAUCCCGACAGAUACGUUUGUGGCGUAUAUGAUGACCCUGGAGGACCACUACCAUGGAGACGUGGCCUACCACAACAGCCUCCACGCUGCAGACGUGGCCCAGUCCACACACAUCCUGCUCUCCACACCAGCCCUCGACGCGGUCUUCAGCGAUCUAGAGAUCCUGGCGGCCAUCUUUGCUGCAGCAAUCCAUGAUGUGGACCACCCGGGGGUGUCCAACCAGUUCCUCAUCAAUACCAACUCUGAGCUGGCCCUGAUGUACAAUGAUGAGUCUGUUUUAGAGAACCACCACCUGGCUGUGGGCUUCAAGCUGCUGCAGGAGGACAACUGUGACAUCUUCCAGAGCCUGACCAAGAAGCAGAGGCAGAGCCUAAGGAAGAUGGUCAUCGAAAUGGUCCUGGCCACUGACAUGUCCAAACAUAUGAGUCUGUUAGCUGACCUGAAGACCAUGGUGGAGACCAAAAAGGUGACCAGCUCUGGGGUCCUGCUUCUGGACAACUACACCGACAGAAUACAGGUGCUGAGGAACAUGGUUCACUGUGCUGACCUGAGUAACCCUACCAAGUCUCUGGAGCUGUACCGUCAGUGGACUGACCGCAUCAUGGAUGAGUUCUUCCACCAGGGAGACAGGGAGAGGGAGAGAGGCAUGGAGAUCAGCCCUAUGUGUGACAAACACACCGCCUCAGUAGAAAAAAGCCAGGUGGGUUUCAUAGACUACAUCGUCCACCCUCUGUGGGAGACGUGGGCUGACCUGGUGCACCCUGACGCUCAGGAUAUCCUGGACACUCUGGAGGACAACAGGAACUGGUACCAGAGCAUGAUCCCCCAGAGCCCCUCUCCUCCCUGGGCCACUGAGCAGCGUGAGCAGGGUGGAGGCGAAGGGGGCCAGGGGGGAGACAAGUUCCAGUUUGAACUCACCCUGGAGGAGGAGGACUCUGAGGGUACAGAGAAGGAUGAACAGAGCCAGGGGGAUGAGGAGGAGGAGGAAGAGGAUAGUCUGGGGGAGGCGUCUCGGUCUCCGGUUGACUACUUUGACUGUCAGGACCCAGAGGAAUCUAUGGAGCCCACAUCGUCCAUAGCGAUAAUUACCCACAAUGCGUCACCCACAGACACUUAAUGGGCUCUGCUGCACCGCAAUGGUGGUUGGUUUCAUGUUUUAAACAGGAGAAAUCCUGCAGCUGUGCUUUUUAACAAGCCCACGGGGGGCUUAGUUUGAGCCCGGACAGGGCGUCAGUUUCAAUCCCCCCUAUCCUUGCACUUGCGUUGGAAGCCGGCAACAGAGGGACAGUUUCAGUGGGGCGGCUACGGAGUUCUCAGGAAAAAUGCUGCAAACAUUUUGGGCCUGACGGACAGACAGGACUCUGAGGAAAUGAAAUGAAGGACUUGGGCCAAUCUGGGAAAUGGUUCUUUAUCCAUCCCGACUGGCAUAUGAAAUGUUGACACUACUACUGAGAGAAGUUUUGUACCUUGUGACUUUUUUACUGAAAUGGGAUGUCAUGAAGUAGCAUAUGAACUACUGAUUGAUGGACAUGAGUUUGUAUAGAGAGAAAAAAGCUGUUUACUUUUUUCCUGAACCAUUUGUCAAAAUACUUUUGUGUGCCUUUUUUACUAUUGUCUUUUUAAUCGUUUUUAUUUAUUUAUUGAACACACUUUAGUAUGGACGUGUUUUUUGUGUGUUUUUUUUUUGUUAUCCGAAAGCUCAAGUGCAAAAUCCUUUUAUAUCUCAGACAAAGAUAACAGUCUUCCUACUAGUAUUGGGCAAUAGAAGAAAUCCAAACUAACUUAGACAAACAAUUCCUGGACAUACUCAUCAAAUACUAAAAACAUGUUUUCCCAUAAUAAGAAAUGCACAUUCUGUCAUCUUAAUCCAUGCACAAAAUCUAUGUUUCUAUAUGGAAAUUAAAUGUACACAAUGUACACAUUCAUGUUACAUGUCUAGAUUGUCAGAACUCACUGUAGACAAAUAGAUGCUCACUCUAACUCCAAAAAACAGUUAUACAACCUUAGUCCAUUUCUGACAUCUAACCUGCUUCCUCACAUUCUCCUUGAAUUAUCCCCCCUCCACUACCCUCAUGGAUCAAAUCCUGAUAUCGUUCAGACUCCAAACAAAUGUCAACAGAAUAGACAGAAAUAGCACUUGGUAGCCAAAGCAAAGUUUCUCAUCACAUGGAGUUGGAAGGCUAUUUCCAGCUCCCUUUCCAGGUAUCCUGCUGUUGUCUAUUAGACCAAAGAUUCCAGAACCUAACUGCUUCUGAUGAUGUAACAAUCUAACUAAGGAAGGACCCCCUGUCCAUGUAGAAUAAGGACCAGUACACAUGAUGAAAGGUGGCCUGGCGGCUGCAUGUCUAGAAGUCCAGUCACACCUUGGUCAGCUGUAUUAUAAUUAUCCACAUGGUUUAUACAGUUCAGCUAUUUCUUCAUCCACCUAAUAAAACAGAAUGAAGUGCUACUUCUGCCCAUUGAAGUCAGUCUUCCCUUCCCACUAACUGUAUCACAUUUCCUGGCCGGGCCGGGGAGUUAAUCAGGAUUUGGUCCGUUAGAUGUAAUCCUCAGAAUAGAUUCGGCACGUACAAACUGUUGAGUGUCUGCUGCAAAAACCAAACCAGAGGAGAAAAAGACUUAUUCCUGAGAACAAGAAGAUGAUAACCUACAUUAGUAGGCUAUCUAGAGAUUAUGUGAAAGAGAUACCAAACCAAAAGGCCCCCGGACAGUGUAGUUCACUGUCACUGUGGGUCAGCAUUAAGACCGUCAACCCCAGGCAGUCUGCAAGGCAGAUUGUCCCUUACAGGCCUCCAUGACUGGUUUUCAUGAUGGCUUAUUCAGGAUCUAUGACCUAUUCUCCAUUAUUCACUUAGGUUUGCUGACAUACUCAAAGGUACUUCAACUACCUUAUUGUCUAUACCCCCACUCACUCCAGCAGGCUUACAUGGUAAUCGUGUGUGUCGAUGAGCGUGUGUGUGUGCAUGUCAUAAAGUGUGUGUGUGAGAGUACGUGUGUGUGCAUGUUGGUCUUUGUCACCUAGGCAUGACUCCUCUUACUGUCUGUCACUAGAGCUCAAGCUGGUCCGUUGCUGUUUAUAACAGUGUAUUUAUUACAUUCAGCUGUACUGUACAUAAGAAUACUGUUUCAGUCAGUGUAAAUCUAUUUUAAUUUAUAUGCACUUGCAUUACCUGGAAGUGGUGGUGUCUAACAUGUACAAGGCUCUGCGUCGGAGUCUUUCUAUAUUCUGUAUUAUAAUAUUGUUUCGUUUUUUUAUAUUAUAUAAUAAGUAAAUAUAUAUUCGCACAAAUGUUUGAGUGCCCUGAGCAGCAGCUAAAGAGACGUAUUCGCAACCUGUAGGUUUACAACGCAUAGAGGACAUGUUAAACAACAGAGACCUGGGUAGAACUAUGAUACAGGCCCGCUGUGGAGAACACAAGCUUUUAUACUGUAGUCUAGUAGUCUAUCACUAUGCUUGGUAUCAAUACCAAAUCCACACCAAGAUGUUCUCCUCUCAGCAGCUUGUAAUAGUGACUAAACCAGGCUCCUCUGUGCAACAUUUUGAAUGCAGAUUGCUGAUUUGGGUUUCAGAUCUACUGGUUCGACAGAAGUAAGGAAUAGCAACAGAAAGACAGACAAACAGAACCAAGCGUCUGUUCCUUUACACGUCCUUCCAUGUUAAAGUAGUUCAAGGGGAUUAUUGGUGGCAUGCUACAAUAUCUCUGAGCACCAACGUGAUGAAUCGUUACAAAAAUGUGAUCUUCUUGUAAUUGAUCGUGCUAUUGUGAACUAUUUUGAUUUGACCAAAACUUGUUAGCAGUUUUGAAAUUCAAAUUUGUCACCAGUAUAACAUUGUUAAUCUAUGUUAAACAUUUUGGUCCGACUUGUGUCCAAAUGGUUAGCCAAGCUUGGCGCUAUCUGCAUGAGAGAUGUUAUUAUUAUUAUUUUUUUACAUGUCUUUUGAAUACCUACCUAACGCGUUACAGUCGCAGCGGACAUAUUAAAUGUUUCACACAAUGUAUGGUAUAAUAUUGUAUAUUGUGUUAAAAUAUCUGAAAAUCUGAAAAUACUUUUUCUAUGAAGUGAUUAAAAAACAAAGCAUGAA
Molecule: messenger RNA, 5788 nt
Organism: Coregonus clupeaformis (lake whitefish)
Lineage: Eukaryota; Metazoa; Chordata; Actinopteri; Salmoniformes; Salmonidae
Gene: pde4ba
Product: phosphodiesterase 4B, cAMP-specific a
Exons: 13
Coding region: 599-2821 (740 amino acids)
Biological process (GO): signal transduction
Cellular component (GO): cytosol; perinuclear region of cytoplasm; nucleus
Molecular function (GO): 3',5'-cyclic-AMP phosphodiesterase activity; transmembrane transporter binding
Source: RefSeq, a predicted model, not a curated record